CUCCAGUGGAGGAGAGGAUGGCGGCCAGGCACAUCUUCCGAUCAUGCGUCUUCUUCUUAGUCGUCAUAUUUGCCCGCUGUGAAGCCGCAGUGCCCUAUUAUGGCCGCUACAUCGGCCCACUGUCGAGGCUGCUGCACUCCGUCAGCGGCGAUGUCUACGCUGUCGACGCCAGGACGCUGCACAUCAGGGACUUCACCUACGAUGGCGAGGGUCCAGCUGCUUACUUUUAUGCUGGUAACUCCAAAGCAGUUGGUCCUGGAGGCUUCUUCGUGAGGGACGAAACGGGAUCUAAUGGAGUCCUUAAGAAAUAUAAUAAGAAGCACAUCACGAUUACACUUCCUGAAGGAAAGAACCUCAACAACAUCCGGUGGUUCUCAGUUUGGUGCGAAGAGUUCGCGGUGAACUUCGGAGACAUCCAGAUCCCGAGAGGGUUGGACUUCCCCAAGCCACAAAAGAUCAGCCCCCUGGCAGGAGUCCACGCGGUGUCCUCUGAGAACAUCGUCAUCGUUGAUGCCCAGACUCUUCUCAUACCUUCCUUCUCCUACGAUGGAGAAGCACCAGAUGCUAAGUUCUGGGUUGGUCGUGGGCAAAAACCGAGCCCUCAAGGAAUCAGAGUUCCAGACGAGAACGGAAAGCAAACCCCGCUGAGAAGGUACGACAGGAAGACAAUCGUCCUCACCCUACCUGGAGAUUUGACCAUCUUCGACAUCGGCCACUUUGGAGUAUGGUGCGAGGCCUUCACCGUCGACUUCGGCCACGUUCAGAUACCCGCGUCCUUGAACGUUCCUCCGUCUCUCAAGAUGCUGGGGGUGUCGCCACAGUCUAAACUCAACUGUGAAGUACUCAGCGAUGACUUGGCAUACGAAGUACGCUGGGCGAUUGCUGGUGAUAGCAUCGUGAUACAGCUAGUAGCUAAACUAGAGGAUGGAGAAUACAUGUCCUUUGGGCUGUCCGGAGAGGAAGACAGGAGCGCCAUGAUCGGGGGCGACGUAGUGGUUGCCUGGGUGGACCAGAGUACCCUCAACGGCUACGCCCACGACUACUACCUCGACGCCAAGUCCCAGUGCGCAGGAACCCAUGGAAGCUGUCCCGACUACAGUAUCGAGAGCAAUGCUGAAAGCGUGAGGCUGUUGAACGCCGCCUUAGUGAACGGCUACUCGAUAGUGACCUACCAGAGACCCCUUCGUGCACAUGAUGGAUUGGACAUGCAUAUCGUAACCAACAGGAGCCAACCGAUCAUUUGGGCUGUGGGGCCGCUCAAUUCCAAGAUGGAGGUUUCCUAUCACAGCAUCACCUCUAAAGGAAAUGUGUUCAUCGACUUCGGUCGGCCUCCCAAGUGGAACUGCCCGAUCCCUCAAUCUGACUCAACAUCCGACAGCUCGUCCUCCAGCGAAGAGGUGGCUAAUCAUGAGCCUGUGAACCAAUCACCAAAACAGAGGACUGAGGCAUCCGUUCCCGCUUACAAGGCACCUCCUCCACCAGCACCUGCCCCGACCAACGGGGCUUGGGACAUCCCGGCCAUCCAGUGCAACGAGCCUGAUGACGGAGUCUUCUAUGCACAGAUGGGACCUACUGGUGGGAAGAGAGGCUACCCUGCCAUUACAGGUCAUGUUGGAUGGGGAAUUGCGUACUACAUAAACGGACUGCUGAUUCCCGAAAUCCAUGUUGUCAGGGGCCAUACAUACAGCUUUGUCGUUGAAGGAGGAUUAAACCCAGAAGUUCCAGCCAAGUUCCAUCCAUUCUACAUAACAGAUGAUCCAGUGGGCGGUUACCAAUACAAAACACCCGAAGAAAGAAGGAAAGUGAACAUCUAUGCCGGAGCAGAACUGGACAAGAACGGAGAAGUGGUUCCAACUGGUAUUGGAAGGCUUUGCAACUGGACCCCAGACCCAGAACAGCCGACAGCCGACGAGUUCGCCUCCUUCGGGGCCUACCAGAGGACUCUUACUUUGGUCUGUGAUCACGGCGAUCCAGCUGUUGUUAGGUGGACACCAGAUGACCAAACCCCAGACACUGUAUACUACCAGUGCUUCACUCAUCGUCAUUUAGGUUGGAAGAUUCACGUCCACGACGAUUGCGUCCGAGGUAGUGCAUCCGAGCCUAUACCGAGUAUUUUACAUCCUGAAGAAGAAUUGCAGGCCAAGCCAAGUAUCCAAGUUACGACAAGAGUAAAACCAGAUUUUCCUCCUCAAUCAUUGACAUCCAAUAAUAAAAUAAAAUAUCCUAACAAAUCUCAGUUUCCUUACGAAUUUCAGAAACCUCCAAUGGAUAUGAAGAAUGGUAAUAACCAAAGUCAUAUCAUUCCUGUGACUGAGGAAGUCGAAGAUAUCCCCGAAACGACAACAACAAAGCAGAUGAGGUUAAACGUGACCUAUGAUCACCAUGAUCACCAUCCACCGAACGUUGCUUUAGUUAACACAGGCCACAAGCAUCCUCCUAACCACCAAGGAAAGGUUCCAAUGAGAGUGCCUUACGGAAACCUACGGCCACCACCAAAUCACAGGCCGAUGAUGAUAAUGAGGAGGCCGGUGACCGGGCCUCAGGUCAUCGUGAAGCCACCACCUCAGCAUGCGCCUCAUAUGAACUAUCCUAUGAUACAUCAUCAGCCCAGGCCUGUUAUCGUCAAGAAGCCAAUUCACAGAGUCCAACCACGACCACCGAUGAUGUCCAUCCGACCAGGCCCAUCUCCAAUUGUUGGACCCUCACCAGGCACUGCAGUUGGCCCAGCGCCAUCUCCCGGUAACCACCAUAAGCAGGUUUACAUUCACAAGUUUAAAAAGCCAAUUGGAGGUGGAAUGCCAAUGUCUGAAAAAAACAAAGCAAAACUACAUCCAUCUCAAAUGAUCGGACAGAGUGCUGAGGAAUUGAGUACUAAACUGCCAAUAGCCGUCAACACCGGUUUCAAUCCUGGCUCAUUAGUAAUCGAGAGUGGUUUCACACCAAUCAUAAAUAAUCCGCAGGUCGCUGAGGAGAGAGUCAGUGAGAUCGAAUACGAUGACGAUGACUAUAACAAUAAUGAAGGAGUAAUCAAUGUCGAUGGAUCAGACGAACAGAAAUCGCAGACUGAAAUGUUCGAACCUAUGUUUAUACCUUCUCCUUUAGACAGCAAUGCUAAACAUAACAAGAAAGCGACAACAGAGCCUGUGAAAAAGAUACGGAAGCCUAUUAGGCAAGUAAUAGUGAGAAAGCCAGUUUACGAUGACGCUUCGUUCCGGUCAGAGCCCGAUGAUGAAGAAGCGAUGGCCGAUGAAAAAAUGGAAACUUACUACAAUCCUGGAAGUCAACCCAUCUUGACAUAUGAUGGAAAACAAGUCGCUGGUAGUGUUGCUCCACCUGUACCACCUCCCCCGAAGACCAGUCCGAAAGGAUCCGAACAGCUGAAGCAUUCACCACAGUUCGGACCGUUUAAGGGUGAGAUUCCACCGCCAAUUCCCAAAAAAGUACCUGGAAACUUUCCUCAGUUGAAAGAAACUAGUAGACCUGUCGCUCUUCCACAGACAUCUGAGCUUCUUUUCGACAAAACUAAAAAAGAAGAAGUUGAAGUUGUAACAGCGCAAGCAAUUCAAGAAGAUCUGGAUACAGAUAGCCUGAAGAGGACCAAAAGGAGUUCCCACCACCAGCCCGAACACUCCGAGGCUGAUCCAACACAGGACCACUCCCAGGACGAUCAUUCAAUGCAUGACCAUAUGCAACAUGAUCCAACAACGCAUAAGCAAGACCAACCAGAUAAUCAAAAAACCAGUGCUGGUUCCGUACUGUCUGCGGCGCUUACGUUAACGAUGUCUUGUGUAUAUCUAGUUUUGUAAUAAGUUCCAAAUGUUACAUAUAUAACAUUAAUUUUAAUGGACCGUUUUAAGUCUUAAGGGACGAAUGUUGUAAAGCCAAGAAGGAGACCAUCCCUGCCAAAUGAAAAAUUUAAAGUUUAAUUUUUAAUAAACAGCUGUGACGAUUGUGUAAAUAUUACUUUUAAAAUUAAUUUAUUCAACACUGAUGUCUGAGUGUCUGAGGGUUAGAGAGGACUUGAUAGUAAAAUCAAAGUUUUUUUUUAACUUAUGUAAAUUAUCAAUAAAGUUUUAAUAUGUAAUUUGUUAAUAUACAUUUUAUUAUUUUCUAUUUUCUGA
Nezara viridula (southern green stink bug) is the source of this 4121-nucleotide messenger RNA. The record is from the annotation of a GenBank genome assembly. Lineage: Eukaryota; Metazoa; Arthropoda; Insecta; Hemiptera; Pentatomidae.